GCAAUCCUUGAUUACUAAAACAAAACCACAACCCCAUAACCUAAGUCCAAAAUCAUACCAAAACCCCCCGCCAUAUGGUGGCCACCGGCUGCCGUCUCCGACCUCUUCUACGACGGUUACUCUCUUCACAACGAUUCUCAUCCUCCUCCGUUGAUAAUCCAGCAACAACAGGAAGCGUCGUUUACCAGCACACUCUCCGAACACAACGCCCUACCACCAUUCCCUGGCAGAAAGACCUCCAAAAUUCCGCCACUUUUAUCGGUACACUCAUUUCCCCUCUCAAAACAUUCACUACUUCCCACGGUGUUCUCGGUGUUCAUACUCAGCUCAAAGUCGACCCUCCGUCUGGAUCCAAGAGAUUCCUUAGGAUAUAUUUGGACAUGUGGGAAGAUAUGGCAGAGUUAGCGACCCAACAUCUAAAACCCAACGACUAUAUAUAUGUUUCAGGGCAUUUACAGUCAUUCACAAAAGCUUUGGACAACGGAAACAUCAUAAUGUACCCCAAGGUUCUUGUGAAAGAAAUAAACUUUGUUGCAAAUAGCAAUCAAAGGAGUAACAAUAUAGACGAUGGAGAAUCGGCUUUAGAAAAACGAAGAAAACGACUUCAUUUAUGGCAAGUGUUCUUUGCCAACCCGUAUGAGUGGCAGGAUUUACGGAAGCGUAAGGUCAACCCAAGUCAACCUGACUUUAGGCACAAGGGUAGCGGUGAAGCGCUUUGGCUUAGGCCAAAUGAUCCUCCAUGGGUUACAAGACAACUUCAACUACAGGAUUCUAGAAUGGGUGACAUCGGUCUUCGCUCUUCAAGAACAUUAUCUAGCUUUCAGUUAUAACCACAGUUUGAAUACUUGCAGUGUCAUCCGAGUAUCAGAGCUCAGACGAGAUCUGUUGGUCGAUCAACUGCUCCAGUAUCAAAGAUUCAAAGAACAAUCAACUAUGAAAGAGCAGGCAUCAUAUUUCAGAAUUCUAACGAUACUUUAUGAACACUAACGACAACUCCAUUGUAAGGGUAAGACGUGGUGAUGCUAGGAUAAGAACUUCUGUUGUCGCAGAAAUUACCAGAGAUGAAGAUCUAUCGAUGACGCUGACUAGAGAUGAAGAAAGUGAAUGACUGCUCUUUAUAUAAACAAAAGAGUAAACAUGGCGACUAUCCGUUUUAAAAAACCAGUUGCUGCAAUAGAAUGAAGAGCAGGCCAGGUGGUCAACAUAGGUGAACAAUUGUGUUUGCUGUGGUAGUUUUAU
This is a messenger RNA of Helianthus annuus (common sunflower), 1239 nucleotides long. Its product is annotated as protein OSB1, mitochondrial. Gene Ontology annotation, biological process: mitochondrial DNA replication; positive regulation of helicase activity. The transcript is spliced from 4 exons. Gene Ontology annotation, cellular component: mitochondrial nucleoid. NCBI's taxonomy places the organism in Eukaryota, Viridiplantae, Streptophyta, Magnoliopsida, Asterales, Asteraceae. Gene Ontology annotation, molecular function: single-stranded DNA binding. The coding region runs from base 75 to 830 and encodes 251 amino acids. The record is from RefSeq and is a predicted model, not a curated record.